Messenger RNA from Protopterus annectens (West African lungfish), 2165 nucleotides. RefSeq names its product baculoviral IAP repeat-containing protein 5.1-like. The transcript has 5 exons. The record is from RefSeq and is a predicted model, not a curated record. Bases 156 to 638 code for a protein of 160 amino acids. Lineage: Eukaryota; Metazoa; Chordata; Ceratodontiformes; Protopteridae.
GAAUGAUCAAACCAGCUGUAGGCAGUAUGCUCAUUAGCUUACUGGAUGUGUAGGCUUUAGCUUAUAGAGACAGUAGCUGCCAUUUGUUUUGUGCUACAUAUUUCACAUUUUCAUACAUUAGUAUUUGUGUGUUUAUAGAAUUUUGCCAUAAAUUGAUGGCUACUGCUUCCCAAACACAGCUACUGUUGCAGUAUGGAGAGAUGUACUCUUAUGAGAAUCGACUAAAAACAUUUUCAGAGUGGCCAUUUAAAGACAACUGCAAGUGUACACCUGAAAAUAUGGCCAAGGCUGGCUUCAUCCAUUGUCCAAGUGAAAAUGAACCAGAUGUGGUAAAGUGCUUCUUCUGUUUAAAAGAGCUUGAAGGAUGGGAACCUCAAGAUGAUCCAUGGCUGGAGCAUGUACAUCGAACUAGUUCAAAUCCCUGUGGAUUUGUGUGUCUGCAGAAGGAUGUAGAUGAAUUGACCAUGGAAGAAUUCUACAGGCUGGAGCUUGAGAGAGCAAAAUUAUUUCUGGACCAUACCAUCACUGCAAAAAUCCAUCAAUUUGAAGAGCAGAUGGUACAAACAAGAGAGAAUCUCAUCCAGUGUUUUACCUCAACUGGGGACAGCAGAGAUGGGAAGAAGAUGUCUAAUGGCUGAGAAGGCAUCUCUUGCCUAGCAAGGCAUAUCUGGUACAUUUUCUCACUUCACCUUCACACAGGUAUAUGGAUGGAACUGGUUUCUGUUUCCCUGUAUGCAUUAUCCCAAUUCCUAAAAUCCUUUUUUUUUUUAUUGUUUCCGAGGCUGUAUGAAUUAAUUUACAUUUAUGAAACCAAUUUUGUUGAAUAAAAACAUCACAUUUUCCAUCACAUUGUUAGUUACACCUUCUGAAUUUUAAUUAUUUGUAUGUUAACAGGAUGAACGCUGAUCAAUUAUUUAGUUUUGAUGCACACAGUUUUUUAUAGCAGCAUUCAGACUAUACAUGCAUAUUUUAAAUAUGUAGUUAGCCAUUUAUCAAUUUCAAAUUUGCAUACCAUGUAUUAAUUUAAGUACUUGAUUAAAGGGACGUAAAAUAUUCAUGUCCUAGAUAUGAAAAUGCAGUACACCCCCACCAUGAUUCAGCCUAAUGAAGAGCAGUGGACUUCAAUCUCCAAAGGAAAUUAAUGUUCGUUUUUUAUCCUGGAAGACUGCAACAUUCUUUGACUAAACAAGGCUGCAUUUAAGCUACUGUGUUGUGUUUUUUUAAACAUUUGUUUAUUGGGUCAUAGUUGAGUACUAAUGUAUUUGAAGCUUUUCAUUCUUGUAUGAUGAAUGUUUACCUGGAUGAAUUUUAUUUUAAAAAUAUGAACAUGAAAUGGUUGCUAUAGGGUGAGACUUGGUUUGGGAUUCAGUCUUGAGAUUGUAUAAAGAUGAUAUAUAGGGCAGCUGUGUAAAUGCUAUGAUGAGGAUGAAUGCCCUGUUCUGAUAGAAAAUUAUUUAAGGACAUUUUGGCAGCGGUGGGAUGGUAAUUGAAUGCAACCUCUCCAGCUGUUUAACAGUCAAGGAGUAGAAUAGGGUGAGACAUACUGUGUAUGAAAGGGAAGGAAAAGCAGGAAACAUGAACAGUGAAAGCAAAAAUAACUUUCAUCUUUUGUCAGUGGUAAUAAGAAUUAAACCAUAAAUAUUCUGACAUGGGAAAGAAUUUUGGGCAAUGCCACAGGAUCAUUAAUAUGGAUCUCUGCAGUACUGGGAUAGGGUAUCCUCUCCACAACUGAGAACAAAUCUUAGGUGCUAGCUGAUUUAUGAGAAAUAGGUUGAUAAUCCAGUGAUGUGUAGACUAGACCAGCUGUAGUGUUUAUGAUACUGACUGCUGUGGAUGUCAGACUCUCGCUACAGUAUCUGCAGGAUGUGUUAAAAAAGAACUUUAUCCCAUUACUUUUGCCACAGUAAAGCCAUGACAGCUGUGUAAUUGAAAAAGAUAAUGCCAGUCCAUGACCAUUAUAAUAUACAAGGAAUUUUGGUUGUGCAGAACCAAGAAACACCACCUGCUUUAUUACAAAUGGGCCUAUGUUCUUUUCUUCUCUGGCCUACUGUUUUGGAAAUCUUACCAUACUAUAUGCAACAAUAUAUUAUCAAUGCUCUUUUAUUUUAUUGUAUGUAAACUGUGUAUAUUUUGACUGUGCAAUAAUAAAGCUUUUUGUGCAUGUC